AUGGUUAAGUUCACACUCCUCGCCUUGGCUGCCUCUCUCCUAUUCGCUGUAGGCCAAGCUGCAACUGCGGGUCCCGGUGUGCUUGACCAUGACAUGGACCCUCCCACUGAUGUCCAACAAAAUGACGGCGACGUCCACGCUCUCUUCGAUAAUCACUGCUACCCACGUCGGGAGGCCACGCCAGGAAAGGUCGGCGGCGCUGUUGAUUGCACCAACUACCUGAAGCGUCUCGGGACCAAGGAAUGCCGUGCCCGGAAGGGCGGCACCAUCAUGUGCCGCUCGGGAGGGACCAUCGUCAAGGGCUUUCCCAACAACGCUAACACGGCCAGUUCGUACUGCCGGGACGUUGCCACUGCCGUUGUCUGGGUGCUGGAUCACUGCCCGGCUUGCGGAGGCAGUGACUGCGAUGUUGCGGGCAUUGCGGCGGCGGGUGGAAAUGGAUACCUUGUCAUCAAGGUCUCGGGUAAAUAG
This is a messenger RNA of Coccidioides immitis RS, 471 nucleotides long. RefSeq lists its product as uncharacterized. Bases 1 to 471 code for a protein of 156 amino acids. The record is from RefSeq and is a predicted model, not a curated record. Lineage: Eukaryota; Fungi; Ascomycota; Eurotiomycetes; Onygenales; Onygenaceae. The transcript has 4 exons.